AUAUCGAAAUAUUAGUUUUCGGCUUUUACACUAAAAAAUGUGAAUAAUCAAAACAAACACAAUUAAAAUGGAUUAUGAAACUUCAUUAUCUGAGCUCGGUGAUAGUGUCACUGAGAACUGUAAUAAGAGGCUGAAACUUCUCGAAUGUAUUCUAAGCGAAUGCUCGUCUUCCUCAGGAAGCGACAAAAAAAUAAAUACGAAAUACAAUCUAGGGAACCAUACCAAAAGUAGCCUAUUUUCCUUAGAUGCUUUAUUGGAUACUUUGAUUGUACUAUAUGAUGAAUGUAGUAACUCAUCUCUACGUCGGGAAAAGAGCGUGUCGGAUUUUCUUAAACUAUCCAAGCCUGUCGUACACCUUGUGCGAAAGCUACGCCUGACACGCGAUGAUUUCGACAUCUUAAAAAUUAUUGGACGUGGUGCCUUUGGUGAGGUUUGUGUUGUUCAAAUGAUAUCUUCGGAGAAAAUUUAUGCCAUGAAAAUAUUGAACAAAUGGGAGAUGCUAAAACGUGCAGAGACGGCAUGUUUCCGGGAAGAAAGAGAUGUGUUGGUCUUUGGAGAUCGUCAAUGGAUAACAAACCUACACUACGCUUUUCAAGACAAUACUAAUCUGUAUCUUGUUAUGGACUAUUACUGCGGUGGAGAUUUGUUAACAUUACUAAGCAAAUUUGAGGAUAAACUACCCGAAGAUAUGGCAAAAUUCUAUAUAACAGAAAUGAUCUUAGCGAUUCACAGCAUACACCAAAUUAAAUAUGUCCAUAGGGACAUAAAGCCGGAUAACGUUUUGUUGGAUAAAAGGGGACAUGUUAGAUUAGCGGACUUUGGGUCCUGUCUACGACUCGAUAAUGAUGGGACUGUUCAGUCGAAUGUUGCUGUAGGCACACCGGACUACAUUUCGCCUGAGAUUUUGCGAGCAAUGGAAGACGGAAAAGGCCGGUACGGAACCGAAUGCGAUUGGUGGUCUCUUGGAGUGUGCAUGUAUGAAAUGCUCUAUGGAGAAACUCCGUUUUACGCAGAAAGCUUGGUAGAGACAUACGGAAAGAUAAUGAAUCAUCAGAAUUGCUUUAACUUCCCAUCUCAAGAAAAUCUUAAUUACAAAAUAUCUGAUUCAUCAAAAGAUUUGCUCUGUAAGCUGAUUUGUAUACCCGAAAACCGCCUCGGACAGAAAGGACUACAAGAUUUUAAGGAUCACCCUUGGUUCCAAGGAAUAGAUUGGGAAAAUAUACGAUGUGGGCCCGCUCCAUAUGUUCCUGAAGUAUCAAGUCCAACAGACACAUCUAACUUCGAUGUCGACGAUAAUGAUGUCAGAAUGACCGACACAUUGCCGCCUACAUCGAAUCCGGCAUUUUCUGGGUUUCAUUUGCCUUUUAUCGGAUUUACAUUUUCACAAAAUAGCUACUUAUCGGAUUUGGGAAAAGCAGACAGGCUUUUAAAAAUAGACGACGAUAGUUGUGGCACGGCUAGUAUGCCUGACGAAAACGUUCAUAAUACAGAGGAGAUGCGAAGCCUUUUAAGUAGUGAGCCGACAAAAGGAAUGGAAAGUUCUGUGGAUUCGGGUCAAGAGAGUCGUUUAAAAGCUUUAUCGGAUCAAGUUAUUUUGUUAAAGAAUGAAAAAAUUGAAAUAUCCAAAAAGUACAAUGAAGUUUUGGAACGUUUUCAAAUACAAGAAUCCGAACUAAAAGAUGCUAUUUCCCAGCGAAAUCUGGCAAUGAUGGAAUAUUCCGAAGUAACUGAAAAAUUGGCUGAGCUGCGUAAUCAAAAACAAAAACUAUCUAGACAAGUUAGGGAUAAAGAGGAAGAACUGGACGGUGUUAUGCAAAAGAACGAUGUUCUUAGAAAUGAACUGCGAAAGUCCGAUAAGCACAGAAGGGAAUUGGAACUUCAUGUUGAAGACGCUGUCAUCGAAGCAUCAAAGGAAAAGAAAUUGCGCGAACGAGCAGAGGAGUGUUGCAGACAAAUGCAACUGGACAUUCGAAAAUCGACAUCGAAUUUGGACACAUCUCUUCCAAUUAGUGUUUCUUCCGACAUCUCUACAUAUGAAAUUGAACGCUUGGAGGUACAAUAUACCGAAAAAAUUAAUCAUCAGCAAUCUCGGCACAAUUUAGAAGUGGAGUCCUUGCGAGAUACACUUAAUGAGUACGAGAAUUCGAAUGCAAUACUUUUGAGUGAAUUACAGCAAGCUCAAGAGAAAUUGAAACAGAAUCAAUCCGAAUCUAACACAGACUCAGCAGAAACAAUUGCCGAACUAAAAAAGAAACACGAAUUGGAGAAAUCAGUAUGGUUUGAGGAGAAACUAAAGUUAAGCUCAGAAGUUAACUUCAAGUCAAAGAGUUUGAAGGAACUACAGGCGGAAGAUGACGAAAUAUUCAACGAGUUGCGUGUAAAGCGUGAAGCGAUCAACCAAUGGGAACGCCAAAUGGGAGAAAUAAUUCAGUGGGUCUCCGAUGAAAAGGACGCUCGAAGCUACCUUCAAGCACUCGCUACUAAAAUGACUGAGGAAUUAGAAUAUCUAAAGCAUGCAGGAACAUUUAACAACAGCACAGUAGAUCCUAAGAAUUGGAGAAACAGGCGGUCGCAGAAACUCGAUAAAAUGGAGCUCCUUAACUUACAAAGCGCCCUUCAACGUGAAAUUCAAGCCAAGGCUACUAUUUCAGAGGAGCUGAGUCAGACUAGAGCAGAUUUAAUAUCCACACAAAAGGAGUUACGCGAUCACAAAAAACGAUGUGACACGAUUUUAUAUGACUUGCAGAAGAAAGAAAGUGAGCUUCGUGACUUUAAAAAGGAAAGUCAUGAUUAUAAAGAAUCAUUUUUGGAUAAGCCGUCAUCCCAUGGACUAAACAAUUCUAUGUUCAAAGAUAUGUCCAAAAACUCAGAUAGCGGAAACAUACAGGACUCUUAUUUCAUUGAUACAGGAGAUAAUUUUUUGUGUGCCUCGAAACUUUUUCAAACAGCUGGUUCUGAAAUGCUUUUUGAUUGUGAAUCAAAGUAUGGGUUCGGAAAUUCCCAGGAGUUAUCUAAAGGUAUAAAAGAUACAGACUCGAACAAUACAUCAAGAUCAGACAGGGACUUUAACUUUGUGGAAUCACAACGCGUGGAUGAAAACAAUACGGCAAUUCAUCAGUUCCUUGUAAGGACAUUCAGCAGUCCCACAAAGUGUAACCAUUGUACAUCCUUAAUGGUUGGACUUACAAGGCAAGGAGUAGUUUGCGAGCUCUGCGGCUUUGCAUGCCACACAGUUUGCUGCCAAAAGGUCCCCACUAUAUGUCCAGUUCCCGUUGAUCAAACGAAAAGGCCAUUGGGUAUAGAUCCUACGAGAGGAAUCGGAACUGCCUAUGAAGGAUAUGUGAAGGUUCCAAAGUCAGGAGUCAUCAAACGGGGAUGGAUUCGUCAGUUUGUAGUUGUUUGUGACUUUAAGCUAUUUCUAUAUGAUAUAACACCCGAUCGAUGCGCCUUGCCAAGUGUGAGUGUAUCGCAAGUUUUAGAUAUGCGGGAUCCCGAAUUUUCAGUCGGCAGCGUAAGAGAAAGCGAUGUCAUUCAUGCUGCCAAGAAAGAUGUGCCAUGUAUAUUCAAGAUAAAAACAGCUCUAAUUGAAAAUGGACUUUCCUUAAAUACGCUAAUGUUGGCUGACAAUGAAUCUGAGAAAUCAAAAUGGGUCAUCGCUUUGGGAGAACUCCAUCGUAUCCUAAAACGAAACAAUUUACCAAAUACUGCCAUUUAUAAAGUUCAUGAGAUUUUGGAUAAUACCCUAACGCUUAUACGAAAUUCAUUGUGUGCCGUUAUUAUUUACCCAAAUCAAAUCCUAUUGGGAACAGAAGAUGGAUUGUUUUACAUCAAUUUGGAUGAAUUAGAAAUCGCUCGUAUCGGAGAAAGCAAAAAAAUACUUCAGCUUUGGUAUAUUGAGGAGGAACAGAUAAUGGUGAUUCUGUGUGGGAAACAACGCCAUUUAAGACUUUUGCCCAUUAGGGCAUUGGAGGCUAGCGACGUAGAGUGGAUUAAGGUUAUGGACUCCAAAAACUGUAUAUCAGCAUGUACCGGAAUAAUAAGACGGUUCCCCAGCAUCGUUUAUUCAUUUAUUAUUGCCCUGAAGCGCCCAAAUAACCACACACAAAUUGUUGUUUACGAAAUCAACCGAACUCGCACAAGGCAUCAGAAGACCUGCGAAUUCACAAUUGGAUAUCUAGCACAACAUUUGCAGAUCCUGUCAGAUAUGCGUCUGGUAGUGGCCCAUCAAAGUGGAUUCACUGCCUACUUCCUGCGAGGUGAAGCGACAGCAAUGUCUCUAGUACAUCCAGAAAAUCAGUUGUGUGCGUUCUUAAAUUAUUCUGGAGUUGAUGCUAUCAGAGUCAUUGAGAUACUGUGCCCAGGUGGUGGAAAUUUCGGAGAAUAUUUAUUGGUAUUUCAAACGCUUGCUAUAUAUGUAGACCUACAAGGACGAAAAUCGCGAGACAGGGAAAUAAUGUACCCUGCAUUUCCGACAUACAUAACAUAUUGCGAUGGUCAUUUGCUUGUUUUUUCUGACACCCACUUGGACAUUUUUAACACCCAGACGUCUGAAUGGGUACAGUCUAUUGGCUUGAAGCAAUCUCUUCCACUUAAUAAUCUCGGAAAUAUUGUAUUAACAUCGGUGAACGAUACACCUCUAGUUAUUUAUUUAGCCAAUAUACACACAAAAGGAUUAUUGCAACCACGUGACGGUGAUCGCAAAGGUGUCACCAAUAUAAAGCGAAGAUUCUCAAUUAGGGAGAUCAACAAAACAAUAAAAAGUGAUCGGAGGUCAAAGAUGAUAUCAGCUCCAACUAAUUUCAAUCACAUUUCCCAUAUGGGGCCUGGCGAUGGCAUACAAAAUCAACGACUAUUGGACCUACCAACAACUUUAGAAACCGCUGAUCAAACAAAUAGUAAAAUAUUAAGUACAUUGCACACAACACCAAUGGAUGUCUCUCACCAGUCCAGAAAAAGCAAUAUGCAUCAACACCGUGACAACAAUUCUCAGGAUUAUUGCAAUGAAAUUAUGACGUCAAGAUCACCCAGUCCAAUAGAUUCGGCAGUGGGCCUCAGUGACAGCCUGAACAUUUUAAAUUAAAUUUCAAAAUGUUUGAUUUGAUAUAUAUAUCCGGCUGUUUUGGAAUAAAUAUUAUUUGCAAUAGGAA
This is a messenger RNA of Scaptodrosophila lebanonensis, 5147 nucleotides long. RefSeq names its product serine/threonine-protein kinase Genghis Khan (gene gek). NCBI's taxonomy places the organism in Eukaryota, Metazoa, Arthropoda, Insecta, Diptera, Drosophilidae. Gene Ontology annotation, molecular function: ATP binding; protein serine/threonine kinase activity. Bases 68 to 5080 code for a protein of 1670 amino acids. The record is from RefSeq and is a predicted model, not a curated record. Gene Ontology annotation, biological process: actomyosin structure organization; peptidyl-threonine phosphorylation. Gene Ontology annotation, cellular component: cytoplasm; cytoskeleton. The transcript has 11 exons.